Molecule: messenger RNA, 1115 nt
Organism: Schistosoma margrebowiei
Lineage: Eukaryota; Metazoa; Platyhelminthes; Trematoda; Strigeidida; Schistosomatidae
Source: the annotation of a GenBank genome assembly
GAAACAUUGGUUCAGACUUAAAACAUAAUCACAUAUGGACCAUCAAAAGUCCAAGAAAAAACGCAAAGCUUACUACCGAAAAUGUGCUUUUGGUUCAAAAAAAUCUCGUCUGAAUGAUCAAAACGAUAGUGUGUCAUGCAUUCCGAAAAAUUUACAACCCGGCAUGACCGGUUAUAUAUUAACUUACAAUCAACAGCAACGGUUAGCACAUAUUGAGACUUAUCGUUUGUUAAACCAUACUUUAGAUGAGAUUUCUAUUGAAAAGCAUGAAAGUGAAGCCUCUGAAAACAACAGUCCUGUAAAUACAAAUAAUGAAUUAGUUGGUUCUAAACCUACUAAUAUGGUUAGUGAUGAAAAGAAUGAUGAUACUGAUGACUUAUACUCACAGUUACUUCGUGAAAAUUGUUCAAAAUAUCCUGCCAAUUCGAAAAAUAAAUUUGGUUUCUACUCUGUGAAAACGCAUAUCAGUAACUGUUCUUUUAUUCUUCAUCAGACUAAUUUACUUAGUGCUGCAGAACUUUGUAAUCGUGUAUUCGAAAGAUUACUCUCGACUUCCAAUGCAGAGUCUCGUUAUGUUCUUCGUCUGAUGCCUGUUGUAAACACAUGUCGGUCAGAUUUGCCGUCACUCGAAAAUUGUGUGCUAAAAGCGUGGUCGAACUUCCUUGGCCUAGCAUCAUGUAAAAUAAAUACAAAAUGUUCUAAAGUUGAGGUACCUCUAGACCAGUCAAAUGAUGAAGAAAACGCAAAUAAUGAUAACGAGUCCUCAAUUUUACAUGUCCCAAAACAGAUUGCUUGUGAAUCUACAUUGAAUGGAUCCAAGACGUUUAUGAUUGUGUUCAAAUCUCGUGGUUUUAAAGCUAUUACCCGUGAUGAUGCUAUACGCCGUACAUUUGGAGCAAUCAAAUCAGUUGAUUCAUCUUGGAAUUUAUGCAAUUCAUCGCCUUCAGUUGUUGUCUCAAUAACUGUCCUGUGUAAGGUGACUUGUAUCAGUUUGUUGGAAAAUUUCUUCAAAUAUCGUAAAUACAAUAUAGCAGAAGUUUGCUCACCAUCAACUCAAUAUGACUGUACAAAUAACAUAAAAAAUGACGAAUCCAAAUAAAAUUUGUUUUGCAAUA